Messenger RNA from Acipenser ruthenus (sterlet), 5303 nucleotides. Its product is annotated as ceramide kinase-like protein. The record is from RefSeq and is a predicted model, not a curated record. Lineage: Eukaryota; Metazoa; Chordata; Actinopteri; Acipenseriformes; Acipenseridae. The transcript has 13 exons. The coding region runs from base 157 to 1929 and encodes 590 amino acids. Gene Ontology annotation, molecular function: kinase activity.
UGCGCGUGACCUAAACAGAGGACGCCCAAGCGAGCGCGCUCAGCAUGUAACCAAAGAAUCUAAAAAGGAAGUUCAUAGCGUAACAUUAAGCCAAGGUGCCGCACUGAACUGGAAAACAACCUUUCAGGAGAAUUGCUUAAAAUAUAAAGAUUUGUCAUGUUUGAGACGCCUCGCAGAUCUGCUACCGUUUUAAAUGCCUGGUCUGGGAGCUCGGAAGACUUGCAGCAGCAGGCGCAACUGGUGUCUCCAGUCAGCACAGACAACACAGGCAAGAAAAAGAAGAAAAUGAAACCGCCGCAACGCUCUGUCUCGGUCCCACAGCUGUUCGCCUUGGAAGAUGCUGCAGACUCGGAGGCCGAGGAAAGGCGAACUGGAGAGAAAUGCCAAACAGAAAGAGACGCCGAGGAGUCGAUCCUUAGGGGUAUAUUUAAAAUAGAAAAAAAGAGCUGCGACGUAGAAUUAAGAGCGAGUAGAUUGGUAUGGACUCCAAUCCAGCCCGAGACCCCUACAGGAGGAUCCAAGGCAGGAAUGCUGUUAAAUGAAGAAUAUGUUGAAUUGAAGGAGGUUUUCGCUGUCAAGCUGAAACGUCGCCGUUCUGUGGGCCAGCAGAAAGGAGGGACUCUGCUAGGCAUAACCCUCUUUCACUGUGUGAAGAAAGGGAAGAAACUAAAGGACCAUGCCAUCCACCUCAGCAACAUGAGUGAGGACCACUGUGAAGUUUGGUUCAGACACUUCAAAGAUAUAUUAAAUGGAUUUCAAAACAGACCAAAGUCCUUGAAAGUGUUUGUAAAUCCAAACAGCCACAGAAAAGAAGCAAAUCAGAUCUACAGUGAGCAGAUUGCACCUCUGUUUAAACUUGCAGACAUCAAGACUGCCACCACUAUUACAGAGUAUAAAGGACAUGCACUUUCAGCUCUUAAAGAAUGUGAUCUGAAAGAAUUUGAUGGUGUAAUCUGUGUUGGUGGAGAUGGUUUUGCCAAUGAGGUGGCUUAUGGUUUACUUCUUCGAGCCCAGAUGGAUGCUGGGAGAGAUACAGACUCCAUCUUCACGCCUGUCAGAGCACCACUUCCUCUCGGCAUAAUACCAGCAGGAUCUACUGAUAUUGUGGCAUGUUCUGUUCAAGGAAUCAGACACCCUGUAACUGCAGCAAUGCACAUCAUUAUGGGCCAUUAUCAGUCAGUGGAUGUUUGUACAUUUAGUACUCACAGCAGGCUGCUUCGUUUUGGCUUCUCAGCUAUGUUUGGCUUUGGUGGGAGGACUCUGGCCUUGGCAGAAAAGCAUCGCUGGAUGCCUUCCAGCCAGCGGAGGGAAUUUGCAGUAAUCAAAACACUGACAAAUCUAAAGCCUGAAGAAUGUGAGUUAUCAUUUUUACCUCUGAAAAAUCCCAAGCAAGAAGCCCAGAAAACCACUAGAAGUAAGCUGAAAAGGGACAGCAGUAACCAUUUUGAUAAUGAAGACCAAUGGCAAAGCAUCCAGGGUCUAUUUCUGAACAUCAGCAUUAUGGCCAUUCCGUGUCUCUGUUCUAUGGCACCUAGGGGACUGGCACCCGAUACCAGGUUGGAUAAUGGGAGUAUGUCUCUCAUCGCAGUGAGAAACACUUCUAGGGCAGACUUCAUUAAACACCUGAAAAGAUACGGCAGUUUAAAGAAUCAAUUCAGCUUUCCAUUUGUUGAGACUUACACGGUACAGGAAGUAAAACUUAAACCACGAAGUGGAUGGGCUGAUGAUUCGUCUGAAGAAAAUGUGGAGUUUGAUACAAAACGCACACCCAUGAUUUCCAGUGAAAAAAACUACCCUUGGAACAUUGAUGGAGAUCUAAUGGAGGCAUCAUCAGAAGUCUAUAUAAGAGUGCACCCACGGCUCAUCACUUUGUUUGGGGUGACUACAGAAGAGUCUGAUGAUUCCACAGUGAAAUGCAGCUGUAUAUAAAAAGCCAUCAUAGAUACAACUUAGAAUGUAUGUUAUGUAAUCCCUAAAAUAAUACCUCAUCUACUAAAUGCACAUGAUUGACAAUUAUAUAUAUAUAUAUAUAUAUAUAUAUAUAUAUAUAUAUAUAUACACACACACACACACAAAUAAUUAUAUAAAGGUAUUGGACAAAAAAAUGGAAACACCUGGGUAAAUGAGGAACACCAAGUGUAUUGAAAGCAAGGGCUUCCACACAGGUGUGGCUCAUGCGUUAAUUAAACUAAUAACAUCCCAGCAUGCUUAAGGUCACGUAUAAAAAUGCUGGACAGGCCUGGUUGCCUAUAAUUAUGGCUAGCAUGGCUGCAAGAGGAGACCUCAGUGACUUUGAAAGAGGGGUGAUUGUUGAGGCGCGUUUGGCAGGAGCUUCAGUGACCAAGACAGCUCAACUUGCCGAUGUUUCACGAGUAACGGUGUCUAAGGUGAUUUCGGCAUGGAACUCCGAGGGAAAGACAUCAUCAGCAAAGGGCAACAGUGGGCGGAAGCACAUGCUCCAGGAUCGUGAUAUCCGUGCAUUAAUUUGAAGUGCAAGGCAAAACAGGCGAGCAACUGCAGAUCAAUUGACUGCAAAUUUCAACCUGGGGCGCGAGCGGCCAGUUUCAUUAAAAACGGUCCGCCGAGAACUCCACAGAGAAGGAUACCAUAGUGGCCCAACGCCCUACCAAGUGACUUUACAUUGGUGUUUCCAUUUUUUUGUCCACUACAUGUAUGUAUAUGUAUAUAUAUAUAUAUAUAUAUAUAUAUAUUAGAGGUUGGCACGGGUAGAAAAUCCAGAACCGAGUACCUGCCGUGAAAAAUACCUGGGUACCCGGUUCUUUUUCAGGGUAGUGAUUAAAAAAAAACAACAAAAAAAAACACAUACAUUAAUGUUUUAAGUGCAUCAUACAUAUUUAAAUACUAUAUAGUACACAUACAUUUAGUCCCUUUGGAUGUGUAGACUUGUGUAGCCUUUUUAAGUACUGGAAACACCGAAAUAAUAAUAAUAAUAAUAAUAAUAAUAAUAAUAAUAAUAAUAAUAAAACGUCUCAGUUUGAAUAGAGUUAUUAAUGUUAAAUGCACUCACUGCAUGCUCUGUGAUUCUUUGCAACAUCUACUACCAUAUUCCACUGUUGUUUUAAAACAUGGCCUCCAAAGGAGGAAGCACAAAUAUAUAUAUUUUUUAUUUAACCCAAAACAAAAUUGGUAAACGUUUCGUAAGUGUGAAUAAUGUUUUUACUGAUUUAAUUUUGUACCUACGCAUUUUGGAGUGCAUGCUUUUUCUUGUUAAUCUACUUCAUUAACACAGCUCACAAUACUGUAUGUAUUUGUUUAUAUAUAUUUUUUUUAAUAAAGGCUAUUUGAUCUUUUUGGGAAGAAACUAUAUCUGCGCAAUCACUGCAGAUAAAGCAUUCCGGGGCCAUAGCCAGCCAUGAACAAUCACGAAGCCCUUGUAUAGUAAGUUACAGUUUUUAUCCCGAGCAAGCCCCCAACCCCCUACCAAAAAUAAAGUAAUAAUAUUCACAAUUAAACUUUUAGAAUUGUUCAAAUUUGCAUAAACUGGGUCCCUUAAGCUGCAGUUAACAAGCCACUCCCACUAGCGAUUUAGCAUUGGAAUAAGCAGCUGGGUUCAUUAAACUGCGGGCUACCGACAUAUAUUAUUCCUUAUUAUUAGGCUGAUAUCUACUUCUUUAAUCAACAUUAUUACAGUACUUUGCCUCACCUUGUAAAAAAAAAAGUAAAUAAUCCUUGGUUGUAUCGAAGCCAUUUGAACGUUUAACUAGCUAUGGUGGUAUGAACUGAGUAGUAAGGUGUCGUCUGCAAUGCCAGUAAACAUUUUUGAAGCACACAGCAGUGGUAUAGAUAUAAGCAGGACUUGGGAAUUAAUGUAUGCACACGAGGGAUGAAAUGGAUUUUAUUUUGCGGUAAAACAAUGUGUAAAAGAGCCUAAUAAAUCAUUAUUAGUAUGAUUUUAUCCGAGGCCCGUGCCUCAUAGGUGACUAAGGGGUUGGUAUUGAAGCUGUGCCGACUAUUCUUCUCAGGAUCAAAAAUGGGAAAGAAAACAACAUAACAUCCUGUUGGGUUUAUGUCAGUGAUAACAUAAACCCAACAGGAUGUUAUGUUGUUUUCUUUCCCAUUUUUGAUCCUGAGAAGAAUAGUCGGCACAGUUGUUAUUAUUGAGGUGUACUUGCCACUCGCUGUGUGUUAUUGUUUUCUGUAAAACCUUGAUAUCCUGUCAGUUAAGAAAAGGCUUACUACAAAGCUUGUUUUAUUACGUUGUCUUUUGUUACGCUGGCCAUAAUUUAUUUUCAAAUUAAUAAUCGAACCCGGGUAGUAAAAAGAAACCUGGUUCGGGUAGGGUAAUUUAAGACCCAACGGGUACCUGGGUUUUUGGGUACCCGUGCAGAUCUCUAAUUAUAUAUAUAUAUAUAUAUAUAUAUAUAUAUAUAUAUAUAUAUAUAUAUAUAUAUAUAUAUAUAUAUAUAUAGACUUGAAAAAGAUGUAGAGCUCUUAACUUAUUGUCUAUAGAAUAUAACAAAAAUACAAAGCACUUUAAUAAAGAAAAUCACAGAACAUUACAUUAUCAGUGUAUAUAAACACAUACCAAUGUAUUGUAAUAAUUCAUGUUUUUUUAUAUAAAUGCAUUUUUACAUUACACAAGCAACAGUAUCAAUAUUUUACACUUAUUUAAACUGAUGAAGUACACCAUUGCAAGCCUUGAUAAUACUCUGUUUUUUUUAUUGCCAAACACCAUUUGAGCACCACUAUAAACUCUGCAGACAGCCUGAUUUCCUGAAUAACACAAAGGUAGCUGUUUUACACAGGCCUAUAUGUAUUUAAUACAUUUAAGUAAUUUUUUUGGUGUGUGUUAUUCUUUCAUAAUUCAUAUAAAGAAACGUGUACACGUGAGGGGGUUAUUUUCAAAAUGUGCUGCAUGGAUUUUCAGUAAGUGGUAUGAAAUGUUACGAUUUUCAUUAUAAAAGUAUAAAAAGUGCUUUGAGUUGUGUUUCAACAUGUUUGUCUGGUGUUGCUCAGUAUGUUGAAUAUGUAUAUAAGCACACUGUGGAUUUUUUUUUUUUUUUUUAGGUCCCAGAAUUUUAUUGUAAGAGUUUUACUUAAGAUAAGUUACCAAGCAAUGCAAACACUGUGUAGCAAGAGGUAAGGGAGUUUGUAAUUAAUUAAUUCAUUAUCUGGCUUCUGAGUUAGAGUCCCGUAUUCAUUAAGACACAAUUCACACAUUUGAUUAAGUGCCAGCAUUCAGUCAAACUAUUCAAAUUGUGUGGUUAAUAUUUAACACGGCAGUAAAUCCAACACAACUGAAAAGAAAGGAGAGCAUCUCUGACAGCACGAGCCUCCUCAAA